Messenger RNA from Spodoptera exigua (beet armyworm), 5858 nucleotides. The record is from the annotation of a GenBank genome assembly. Lineage: Eukaryota; Metazoa; Arthropoda; Insecta; Lepidoptera; Noctuidae.
UCUAAGUUUUACGUUGGUUGACGGCGGUCACAUUUUGAAAUGCUAAGUCGAGUGAAUUUGCUGACUUUUCAGUGCUAAUCCAAGUUAAAUUUUAAGUUUUUCCAAUAUUCUAACAUUGUGAUUCAACAUGGGGUCUGAUUAUUACAAAGUGGACGUGGUACAUUACAUUAAUCCCCAUUUGAUUUGGGUGAUAACUCGAAAACAAGAUGAUGAAUCGUUGUUUCACUUUGAACAAAUUGGAUUGUAUGGUGUUUUACCGCAAAAUGUGACAAUCGAUGUUGAUUGUGUAUUGAAAACGGAGGUCAGUGAGGAGUGGUUGCCGGCGGCUGUGGUGGCGAUGACCAAGUCAUUUCACGAUGCCGCUGAAAUUUGGUUUUCCCCUACCUACAUCGACAAAAAGUCGUCCAUCUUCGACGAUAACACGCAUAAAUUUGGAGACAUAUGCGUCGUCAAAAAAGAUGGCAAGUCCAUUACUUUGAUGGACGAAGUAGUUCAGUCUGGUUUCGCUUAUACCGAUGAGAAUUUAUUCCAUCAACAGCUAGUACAGAACAACCUUCCAAUUAAGCUUGGCUAUGUUGCUGAACACGAUGUACUCAAGAAGCUGAAAGAAGGAUUCCUACCAAGAAGAGUACCAGAAAACCUAUGGCUGUAUAUUCUUCGUCAGCAAACAUCAGUUUUCGAAGAAAAACAACAAUUAGAAGAGUCAAUAAAGAAUCGUAAAGUUCCAAUUCAAGAUCGCGAUAAACUUGAUACGAUUUUUAAGAGUAAGAUGAACGAUUUUAAUCUUUGUAAGGACGUAGAUGAAGUUUCUGCAGGUAGAGCGAAUAGUAUCAGGCGGAAUAGAUCUACUGUUGAGAUCACCGAUGUGAAGACAGUCAACUGGAAAAAUAAAUUUGAGUGGUUGGAACAGAAAGCUAAAGAAAAGAGAAGACAAAAUAGUGGAUCCGAAUGUAAUAAGAGUUUUACAAGCGGCGAUACCGACAGAAGUUCCGAAAACAAGAAACAAAACGGACUUACUCGGUUCAGAAAUGAUAAUAAUCGUUUUACAAAUAAAACCGAAAAUAAUCGCGAUAAUAGAAGUGAAAAUAACAGCGAUACCAAACGUAACUCUUAUAAUAACAGCGAUAACCAGAAUAGUGAUCUCAAUAAUCAAAACUAUUGCAACGAUAGUCACGAAAAUAACGAUCAAAACAACAAAAUUAACAUCCGCAAUCACCAGAAUAACCAUCGCAAUUACCAGAAUAACCACCGCAAUUACCAGAAUAAGUAUCGCAACAAUCAGAAUAAUGAUCGAAAUAACCGUAAUGAUGAUCGCAACAACCGUAAUGAUGAUCGUGAUAAGAAUGAUGAUCAAGAUUACAGAAACAACGACGAAAAUCAUCAAAACUUGAAUAAGUUAGUUAAAAAACCACAGAAAAGUGCUGGACAAGAAGUUAGGAACAUCGCCUAUGGUCCCGCUGGACUUGCUCAUACCAAGUUCAGAAUAAAACCGUAUGCAGAAGAUGAAGAAGAAAGAAAGAAGACGAAGCAAUUACAAGAAACACAGAAGAAAAUGUGUGAAAACACAACCCCAGAGGUAAAAUCUAACAUAUCUAACUCAGACACUUCAAUGCAAUAUCAACUUACACAAAACAGCGUUCAAACUGAUACUCAAAUUAAUACUACACGUAAGAACGGAGCAUUCGAAUUUUUGAAACGCAAGCGGCAAUUUUUAGAGCAACAGAAAAGGGUUAGUAACGUUGUAUCGCCAUCAGAUAAUGAAUCCGAUAACGGCAUGGCAGCUUUAGAUGAAGAAUUACGUAAAAAAUACGAAAAACAUGAUAAAAAACCUGAAGAAAACAUUGAAAUUCUAGGUGAACCCGAAAGAAAACCAAAUGUAAAUCCGUAUAGAAAUUUGGACGGUAGCAUUUCCGUGUUUGUCGAUAAGUUAACCACACCAAUUCUUAUGGUGCAUACUAAGAAAGGUAAUCGCGUACAACCGAUAAGUAAUAUGAGAGAUAUUCCGUUUGGUAACAAUAUUCAUUGUGCCCUCCGUGAUAUGCAGAUCACGAGGCCUAUGAGAACGCAAACGAUUUCAUGGAUGUCCAUUCUACGUGGACACAGCUUCUUUGUAGUCAGUCCUCAUAAAAGUGGAAACACGAUGGGUUAUCUGCCAGCUGUGUGCCGCUUAGCCAGUGAUUUUAAAGAAACAUAUGACAAGUGCGAAUUAAGGAGCAUUAUAGUUUGCGCUACCUCUCGUUCUUUGCACCAUGUUCAGAACGUGUGUAAAAUCCUUGCUCACAACGUAAAGGUCUUGGCAUGUCACGCUGGAAUGUCCGAUUUGUCAAUAACGACCUCUCUUCUCAACGGAUGUGAUAUUCUUGUAUGUACCCCUUCUAUGCUAGUGCGUCUUAUUCAAAAAGACUUUUGUCUUGAUCUCCACAACAUUUCAACUUUUGUCGUAGACGAUUGUGAAUAUAUAUCAAAAUUCUACGUUAAAGAAAUAAAAUACUGCAUAAUGAAAGUAUUAGAAAUUGUUAAAAAGCGGCCAAAUAAAGAAUGGAAGUGUCAAUUUAUUGCUGUCUCGCGGAUUUGGUGCGAUGUCUUGUCCUCUCUGGCUAAGAAAGCACCUGACUCCAUAGUAUGCAUUUCUGCUUUUGAAGAAUGUGUUCUCUAUUCAAAAGCUGCUACUACCGUCGAGUUUCUUGCCGAAGAAAAGAAAUUAGGUUCAGUCAUUAAAUUUUUACAAGACAUCGAUAAGUCUAAAAAGACGGUUAUUGUAUGUAAAUCUGAUCAUGAAGUAAAAUUAAUUUCCGAAGCUUUGAUUAAUUUAAAACACGUCGUAUUUUCGUGCGAUAGUAGGAUGACCGUAGAGGAUUUAUACGCAUUAGAUAAGGCGCUUAAAGAGUAUGAGGAGCCACUAUUAGGGCCAAUUUUAGUCUGCUGUGACGGGAAUUUGUCUCAUUUGAACGUGACAGACGCCCAUUAUUUGAUCCAGUAUUCUUUACCCAAUCUAUUUUCCAUGUUCAGUAGACGAUUCGCAGUAUUAAACGAUAACUAUUCAUCUAUUUUCAAUGAUACAGAUAGUAACGUAAAAAUUAAAAUAUUGCUAGAUGAUAGUAACAUCGAGGCUUUGCCAAAAAUCCUCCAGUUUGUCAAAAGAUGUAUGCGUGACGUUCCACCGCACCUAGACGAAAUUACUUCGGAAGUUGUCAGAGAGAAGAAUUUGGUUUUGGCCAAGAGCUUAGUUCCGGUUUGCAAAAUGCUUUUAACAUUGGGAGAGUGUUCGAAUUAUUGGGAUUGCCACGAUAGACACGCUUUCUUCAAAGAGUACGAUGAACCGAAAGAAUGGCUGCCAAAGGAUGGUGUUAUUAAUUUCAAAGUAAUCCAUUAUCAUUCCGCUGCACAUUACUCUACUAGGCUUUUGUCAUACGUAUCUAAUGAUAAAACAACCAAAACGUUCCCUCAGAACUACAGCUUACUUUCCCUUAAAAUGGGAUUGUACUAUAGUAAAGAGUCUAAUAAAAGACUUCAAGGGAUUUUGAAACCAGGCGAUAUUUGCGCAGUUACUUUGAAACAAAACCUAUUCGUACGCUGCCAAGUUAUUAAGAUUUUCAAUUUCAAAGGUAAUAAUGUGUUGAUCAAAUUAAUAGAUGAAGAAAAAUACAAAUAUGUUAGUGAUACUUCGAUAUACUAUUUACCUGACGAGUUAAAGAAGAUUGAAACUCAUGUCGUUAAUGUUGCACUGGCUAACAUAAGACCUGAAGACAAGGAUGUAACGUAUUCAGACUUAGCUGAGAAACAUGUUAAGCAGUUCAUUGAAGAAAACGAUGAGGUGUUUGUGAGAGGUCAAAUAGCAAUGGUUACAGGAAAUACGGUCUUAGUAGAAAGCUUAGAAGUCUGCCAGGAAUUGUCUUCUCUAGAAGAAAUUGUUGUGAAACAUAAUUUGCGUAAAGAACUACUAGAUGGGCACGCAGUAUCUUACCCGGAGCAUAUAAACAAUUUGAAGAAGAUGUGCGAUUUUGUUGUCACCAGUGACGCAAACAACAAACAGACUAUUAAGGAUCCAAUUCCAUCAGCUAUCUCCAAAACUCUGCCAAAAUGCCGAUGGGCUCAUUUGGAAAACGGCGUAUUUUCAUCAGUGAUGUUUAUGGCGGCCGAAAAUCCUACUCAAUUCUUUGUCAGGCUUGCAAAAUUCGAUAAAUGUCUGACAACACUUAUAAAUGAUAUUAAAUUGUAUGUAGCUGAGAACCCUGAACCGAAAAAACAUAUAAAUGACGGAGAUAUAGUUAUUGCCGAACAUCCAGACGACUCUACAUUUGAGAGGGCUAGAGUAGAAGGUAGCAUAAUUAAUGGUAAAGUUAGAUGCUUCUUUGUGGACCAAGCAGAAUGGAGGGAGGUUUCUGUAAAGAAAAUUUUACCAAUCACUGAGAAAUUUAUCACUCAAUUACCAUUCCAAGUUAUUGAAUGUAGAUUAAUAGGUGUUAAGCCAUUCGGUGAAAGCUGGUCAGAUUUCGCUACCAAUUUCUUCACUGACUCGUGCUUUAAUGGCAUCGAUCAGCAUAAAAUGUUAUAUACAAAAUAUUUCAAGAAAGAAAAGGCUACAGUCACGGACGGUCACAAAUAUGGAAUCGUUUUAAUUGAUACAUAUUCUGAGGAAGAUAUAAUCAUUAAUCAAAUAUUGAUUGAAAAGAAUUUGGCGAAAGAAAAUGAUGAGAUAGAACUUUUAGAUAAUAUAGGAUUUGAAAAGGAAGAAGAAGCGACAUACGAUUCGGACGACGAGUUCGAACCUAAAUCAGUGGUUAGUACAAUAGAUAAUGCGAUUUUCUCAAAAAACCCAGACCAACAGCCUUCUUCUAAUAACGUCCUGCGAUAUGUGCCGGUUAUGGAUUCUGAAGAAGAUGAGGAUGAUGAUGAAUAUGACUUAGUGUCUGCGGAUCCUAAGACUCCGUUUCCUGUCCCGUUGUCAGAAAUAGUCAGUAUUAAGGAGCUUCCAGAUGCAGAGUGGACUGAAGAAGAUGCUGCUUCACCUUUAACGUGCUACGUCCCAGGUGAAAAUAAUGAACAGGAUACGAAUACAGAAGAUGUGGAUUCAAAAACCGAUAAUGAGGACACACAAAAUAAUACAACGGACUUAGAAAACAGUGAGGUCGAUACAAAAAGCAUUGUUGAGGAAGUUAAAGAUAACACAGUGGACGAAAAAGUAAACGCUGAGGUUGUUAAACCUAAAACUGAUGUUGAGAAAAAAACUAAUGAAAUAAUAUGCAAACCUAAACUAUUAUGGUCACAAACUCGAACUGUUGUCACUUUAAAAAUACAAUUGAUCGUCGAUAAAUAUGAUAUGACGAUUAAAGAAAGGUCUAUUAAUAUGUCCGCUACAGUUAAUGAUACUGCGUACGGCUUCGAUAUAGAACUAUAUGGAGUAGUAAAUGUAAACAGAUGUUCUCAUGCCAACAAAGGACAAUAUAUUUUGGUUAAACUUUGGAAAGUUAUGGCUUCUAAGUGGCUUUCAUUGACUAAAGAUCCCGAGGUUAAGAAAUGGAUAGCUUAUGAUAUGGACACAAUAGAGGUAUCGUCUGAUGAGGAAUUCGAGGUUGUUGAUAAUUUAAGGAAUAUAUUGCAACAUAGAGAAGCAGAAAGCGAGAGUGAUGAUAGUCUGCUGGACGAUACUAAUUUCAGAUACAAAGGUUAUUAAGGUACUAACGAACUUUAAAAAAACAUCCCACAAAAGGAUGGCAGCGCACUUGUAGUAACUACUUUAGUAAUCAGAGUAUCGAUGGGUGGAGCCGAUUGCUUAUCAUCAGGUAAUCCGUCUGAUCGUUUUCCGAGCUAUACCAUAAAAUUAAAAGCUUUGCUGAUCGGGCUAUUGCAAUUGGAAG